AUGAUAUAAUAGAUUAAAUAAUAUUAUAAUUUGGAAAAUUUUAAAAGCUCUUCACUUUUAUCUCAUUAGGUUCUCCAUAUUAAUUUGAGAAAUUAUAAAAUUGGUGCUUUUGGUGCAUCAGGCUUAUGUUCUGCUUUAGCAAAUUGCAUUAAUAUCUCAAAUUUGACACUUGACCUUAGUGAAAAUUAAAUUGGUGAUGAACGUACAUCAGGCCUAGGUUCUGCUUUAGCAAAUUGCAUUAAUCUCUCAAAUUUGAAACUUAACCUCGGUAACAAUUAAAUUGGUGAUGAAGGUACAUCAGGCUUAGGUUCUGCUUUAGCAAAUUGCAUUAAUCUCUCAAAUUUGACACUUGACCUCAGUGACAAUUAAAUUGGUGAUGAAGGUGCAUCAGGCUUAGGUUCUGCUUUAGCAAAUUGCAUUAAUAUCUCAAAUUUGACACUUAACCUCGACUAAAAUUAAAUUGGGGAUUAUGGAGCUUCUGCUAUCAUUAAAGCACUUAGUAACUUCAAAUUCCUAACUAAUCUUGAUUUUUAGAUUUGGGGAAAUAAAAUCGGUGAUAAAGGGACAAAAAAUAUUGGAUUAGGGCUAAGUAACUUAACUCAACUUACAAAUUUAGAAUUUAGGAUAUGCUAAAAUUAAAUUGGGGAUGAUGGGGCUUCUAACAUUGGUACAGCACUUGGUAACUGCAAAUUCCUUACUAAUCUUACUUUUGACAUUAGUUAAAAUUAAAUUUGUGAUGUAGGAGCUUCUACUAUAGAUACAACACUUGGUAACUACAAAUUUCUUACAAACCUUAAUUUUUAGAUUUGGGGAAAAAUCGAUGAUACAGGAAUAUAAAAUAUUGCAUUUGGUUUGAGUAAAUGCUCUUAGCUUACAGAAUUAGAAAUUGGAAUAAAAAAUUAUGAGAAAUUUCUAAAAUCCGGUGAAAUAAUCAACUGUAAAAAUAUAAAGGUAUUGAAUCUUGCUAUAAUAAAUUUUGCAAAAGAAAGAUAAACAGAAUUAAAAAGAUUAGCUUAAAAAAUAAAAAGAUUAGUUAAAUUAAAUGUUGUUUGA
Tetrahymena thermophila SB210 is the source of this 1053-nucleotide messenger RNA. RefSeq names its product tetratricopeptide repeat protein. The transcript is spliced from 13 exons. Gene Ontology annotation, cellular component: nucleus; perinuclear region of cytoplasm; cytosol. Lineage: Eukaryota; Ciliophora; Oligohymenophorea; Hymenostomatida; Tetrahymenidae. The record is from RefSeq and is a predicted model, not a curated record. Gene Ontology annotation, molecular function: GTPase activator activity; small GTPase binding. Gene Ontology annotation, biological process: activation of GTPase activity; nucleocytoplasmic transport.